Plasmodium vinckei vinckei is the source of this 1806-nucleotide messenger RNA. Its product is annotated as subtilisin-like protease 3, putative. Gene Ontology annotation, biological process: proteolysis. Gene Ontology annotation, molecular function: serine-type endopeptidase activity. NCBI's taxonomy places the organism in Eukaryota, Apicomplexa, Aconoidasida, Haemosporida, Plasmodiidae. The transcript has a single exon. The record is from RefSeq and is a predicted model, not a curated record. The coding region runs from base 1 to 1806 and encodes 601 amino acids.
AUGGGAAUUAAAUAUUUUCGAUAUAUGCAAAUAUGGUCUUUGAUAUAUACUGUUUGGAAUAUAAUCCAGUUUAAUAAUGUAAACAUAAUUCAAUAUAAUGAUGUAAAUAUAAUUCAGUAUAAUGAUGUAAAUAUAAUUCAUAAUAGUUCGGGAGACAUUAUUGAAGUUAGCAAACAGAAUAAGAUAGAAUGGGGAAAGAGUAAUAUAAAAAUAAGAAUAUUAUAUCAAGAAAAUAAUAAAGAAUUAGAAGUAAAUAAAGAUAUAAAGACAAGUUUAUAUGAUAUAUUUUCAAGCAUUGACAAUGAUGAUAUUAAUAAUGGAACUGUUAUAAAAAUUUAUAAAAAUGGAAAGAAAAAGAAAUUAAAAAAGUCUCAAAAAAUAAAUAGAUUAAUUAUAAGUUUUAAAAAUGAAAAUAAGACGUUAAAACAUCCAGAUGUUAUGAAUAAAAGAUUUAUUAAGUUGCUUAAUUAUUGUGGCAAAAUUAAAAAGUUAGAAAAUAUAAAUUUAUAUCUUUAUGAUGUAACUCCAAAUAAGAAUGUAUUAUUAAUAAAGUUUUGUUUAUAUGCUUUAAAACAUAAUGACCAAGUUAAUGUUGAGGCUGAUUAUAAACUUAAUCCAUCAGAUUAUAAAAAGCUUUUAAAGAAAUCCCAAAAAAAAAAUAACAACUCUUUACAUUUGAAUGAAAAAAAUAAAACCUUUCAAGUAAAUAAUUCAUCUAUGUUUAAAAAACCUUAUAAAAAUUUAAAAAAAUGUAAUAAAAUAAAUAUUGUCGAAGAAUAUAAUGAUAUAAGUGAAAUUGUUAAAGGAGUGAAGUUGUCUAAUUUAUAUGAAAAAAAAAAUGUCAAUGUUUGUAUCAUAGAUACAGGAAUAGAUUAUGACCACACUAAUUUAAAAGAUUCCAUUAUUGAUAUGAAAUCUACUGAAGGAAAUUAUUAUCAAAAAAAAAAACAAAAUAAUAAAUAUAAUUUUCUUGAUAGAUCUAACCCAUUAGAUGAACAUGGGCAUGGUACCUUUAUAGCAGGUAUUGUUGCAGGAAAUAUAAACAAUACUGACAAUGAUACUAAAGAAGGAAUACAAGGAAUAAAUACGAUGGCUAAAUUAAUAAUUUGUAAAGCUUUAAAUAAUAACAAUGUUGGUAAUGUAAGUGAUAUAUUAGAUUGUUUUGAUUAUUGUGUAGAAAAAAAUGCAAAAAUUAUUAAUGCAAGUUUUUCUAGCACAAAAAAUUAUCCUUCUUUAUAUUAUGCAAUGAAGGAGUUAGAAAAAAAAGGAAUUCUCGUUAUUACAUCAUCGGGAAAUUGUUUACAAAAAAGUGAUGAAUCCUCAAACGUGGAAGUACAACCAGAGAGUAAUAACGAAGCUAUGCAAACACAUGGAUAUAAUGAAUGUAAUUUAAAUUUAGCAAAAUUAUAUCCCCCUGCUUAUUCCCCAAAUCUAACAAACCUAUUAGUUGUAUCUAACAUUAUUAAAGAUUCAAAUAAUAAUAUUGUUUUAUCGAGUGAUUCAUGUUAUAGUAAUAAAUAUGUUCAAUUUGGAGUACCAGGAAAUGAUAUUUUAUCUACCCAUAUUAAUAAUCAGUAUGCUACAAGUAGUGGUUCUUCUUUUUCAGCUGCUGUUGUUACAGGAGCCAUUUCAUUAUUACUUUCAAUAAAUCCCAACUUUAAUUAUAAAGAAAUUAUUGAAUUAAUUAAAAAGGCAAUAGUACCAGUAAAUAAUUUGAAAGACAAAGUAAAAUGGGGAGGAUAUCUAAAUGUCCAUUUGCUUGUUAAGCUAGCGAUAGAGAAAAUGCAACUCGAAUUGAAGGAAUGA